AUGCCCAGUCGUGCAUCCUCUCCCGUCCCUGAGCCUUCCGACCCGAAGCCCAUCCGGAAGCUCCAGCAGUCACUCAUCAACCGCAUAGCCGCAGGAGAGAUCAUACAUAGACCCUCGAGCGCGCUUAAAGAGCUGAUUGAGAAUUGCCUCGAUGCUGGAGCGAAGUCUAUCAAGGUAACCGUCAAGGAUGGGGGCUUGAAGCUCCUACAGAUUCAGGAUGACGGGUGCGGAAUCAAGAAAGCAGAUCUACCUAUCCUAGCGCAACGCUUCACCACAUCCAAACUGUCGAAAUAUGACGAUCUUCAGCGUCUCACGACGUAUGGCUUUCGUGGUGAAGCCCUUGCAUCCAUCUCGCAUGUUGCGCACUUGACCGUCAUCACGAAGACCAAGAAGGAUAACUGUGCGUGGAGAGCUAGCUACAGUGAAGGCGUCCUUGUAGCGGCGAAGACAGGCGCUUCAGCUGAGCCCAAACCUACCGCGGGGAACGACGGCACGACUAUCAUGGUUGAAGACCUGUUCUAUAAUGCGCCCCAACGACUAUCGGCCCUGCGUGCUAGUGCAGAAGAGUACCGCCACAUCGCCGAUGUCGUAGAGAAGUACUCAAUCCAUAAUGCCUCCGUCUCGUUCACCCUCAAGAAGGUCGGGACAUCGUCUCCCGAUGUUUUGAUGCCUGCAAAUUCGACAACGCCACAAGCCAUCAGUAGUAUCUACGGCCAGAGCGUGGCGAAGUCCCUUCUUAAUGCAAGCAUCACCGCAAAGGCUUCAAACUUCAAGAAGCGAAAACGUAUCAGGCGCGACGACGAAGAGGUAGAAGACUCUGAACCAGAACGCGAGGCAGAGCGCCCAGGCGCAUGGAAGGCGGAGGUGCACUUCACCAACGCGAAUUACCACGCGAAGAAGACGGCGUUUCUGCUCUUCAUCAAUCAUCGUCUCGUGGAGUCGCCACGCAUGAAGCGCGCCAUCGAGGCGGUUUACACUGGCGUCUUACCCAAGGGAACCUCGCCAUUUGUCUAUCUCAGCUUGGAACUCGACCCCGCUACCGUCGACCCCAACGUGCAUCCUACGAAGAAGGAAGUGCACUUCUUGAAUGAGGAGGCUAUCACAGAGCGCAUCGCCGACGAGAUGCAAGCCUUGCUCGCCUCGGUCGGCGAACGGACGUUUGAGUAUCAAACUCUACUCACUGGUGGCGUAGCUGAGAAUAAGAAUGCGCACUCCAAGCUGUACACUAAGGGUAAAGAGAAGGAGCGGAAUUCAUCGCAGGACGACAUACAGGGUUCUGAUUUACCCAAGCCCGCUCCAAAGGACCGCCAGAUACUCUCGCAAUACAAAGUACGAACGUCAGCCGCAGAUCGUACACUGGACUCUAUGUUCCCAGCACCCUCGCGUACUCAGAGUGGCGGCGGCGCUGUUCCUUCCGAACCGUCUACACCCGGUGUGCGCAAGAUGUGGAUACAGGAAAGCUCAGUAAGACUGGAUCAACUUACCAGUCUGCGUAGGAGGGUGAUUAAGAAUCGACACGCACAGUUGCUCGAGAUCAUUCAGAACCAUACGUUUGUCAGCGUUGUGGACCUCGAGCGCGAACUGAGUUUGAUCCAGCAUUCGACCAAGCUGUAUCUCGUCAGCCAUGGUGCGCUAUGCGAGGAACUCUUCUAUCAACUCGGAUUACGCCAGUUCGGCAACCUGCCUCGCUUGAAGCUCGAUCCCCCGCCCUCUCUUCGUGUGCUCAUAUCCUUCGCUGUUGACGCUGAGAAGGGCACUGAAGCGAGCGGGAUGAGCAAGGAGGAGAUUGUUGAUGUGCUUGAGGAGAUGGUCAUCUCCCGACGUGACAUGCUAGGUUCAUUCUUUUCUGUAUGCAUAUCAGAGGAGGGCUUGGUUGAGGCGGUUCCACUCUUGCUUCCGUCGGUGUUGCCGAACCUAGAUAAACUACCUCUAUUCCUCAUGCGCUUGGGGCCACAAGUUGAAUGGCAAGAUGAACAGAAUUGUUACGACAACUUACUUCGAGAGAUCGCUCACUUGUACUCUCCCGGUCCGGGUAUUCUCGGUGAAUCUGGUAUUGGUGAGGAAGACGUAGAAGAACGCGAACAGGCCACAGCGGCAGAAAAGUGGCAGAUCCAACACACGCUCUUUCCGGCCAUGAGACAAUAUCUCCUACCACCAGGGUCAUUGCUUGACCGCGACUUCGUGCAGGUCGCGAACCUACCUGACCUAUACCAUGUUUUCGAGCGGUGUUAG
Molecule: messenger RNA, 2232 nt
Organism: Peniophora sp. CBMAI 1063
Lineage: Eukaryota; Fungi; Basidiomycota; Agaricomycetes; Russulales; Peniophoraceae
Source: the annotation of a GenBank genome assembly